This is a messenger RNA of Aphanomyces astaci, 1800 nucleotides long. RefSeq lists its product as hypothetical. Lineage: Eukaryota; Oomycota; Saprolegniomycetes; Saprolegniales; Verrucalvaceae. Bases 1 to 1350 code for a protein of 449 amino acids. The transcript is spliced from 8 exons. The record is from RefSeq and is a predicted model, not a curated record. Gene Ontology annotation, molecular function: nickel cation binding.
AUGCAGUUUCAACAAAUCUCAAUCCAACCGAGACUUCCUUCCUGCCUUCUCAAGAUGGAGUGGCUAGUGUGGCAAUUAGCCGACUCUAUGUAUCCAACAGGUGGCUUUGCGCACUCCCAGGGCCUGGAGUCCGCUGUUCAAGCCAACAUCGUCCACAACAGCAUCACACUCCAAGCUUUUCUCGUCACGUCAUUGCAUCAAACGGCUAACUUGCUCCUACCAUUUGUCUUUGUGGCCCAUGCUUCCGCCACUUCGCUUGAUUCCUUCGUCCACCUCGACAGUCUGGCGCAUGCCAUGCUCACCAACCACGUAGCAGCGCGCGCUUCGAUCGCUCAAGGAUCCGCCAUGCUUCGCGUCGCUUGCGCGUCGUCUCCCCCCUCGUCGGUGCUGCAUCGCGUCAAGCGCGAAAAAGUGCAUGGACACCACGUCGUCGUUCUGGGCUUCGUCUGCGCUUCCCUUGGCGUUAACGCCAUCACGACCCAACGCCUUCUGCUGUUUGUGACCCUUCGGGACCUGCUUAGCGCAGCCACCCGCCUUAACGUUAUCGGCCCCCUUGAAUCCGCAAAACUUCUCGCGCAAGUUGCGCCGCUCGCGGAAUCGAUUCUGUAUGCAAAGAAGGAUCGGCCCCUGCACGAUGCCUACCAGUCGUCGCCGCUCCUUGACCUUGUCCACGCCUCGCACGAUUCGUUGUAUACUCGCUCGGACCGUCCACCGCGGGCAGUGCACGUCCCGAAAGGCCCACUAAGAUGCACGGAAUACGCCGUGGAAUGUGUUGUGUGUCGGCGACGAAGCGUUCCGUGCGAAUGCUGCCGGUCGCUGAUCGACCUCGACGCGAUGCAAGACGGUCUGGUUAUGUGUGAGAUCUGUGGAUUCUGCACUGUGCUGGACUUGGACUUGCGGGCUUUUCUUCAUUCACCUCUGCUUCCAUUCGAGUCUGCUAUGCGGAAGGAGGUGGCGUUGGUGCAAGAACAGCGACAGCAUGCUUCCCAAGCAAGUCCCGUCAUGGAGAACGACAUGGAACCACUCGUCAAGCGACCCAAACCGAGUGACGAAGGCGGUAGUCUCGAAGGCUCAUGGGCAUCUGCGGUGCUUCAGUCAGCAGACAUUCCGCCCCCAUUCACCGCCGCCAACCUCGGUAUGCUGAAUCUGCUUCAAGGGCCUACGUUUCCACAGCAAGAAGUAGACUUGCUGUCCGACACCCUGCUCCAGUUCCUCCACCACCGGCACGUCCUCGUACAACUCCAAGACGAGCUGCAAGACCUCGACCACCUCCAUCGUCACAUUUCUCUCCGCGUUUCAGAGGUACUAGCGCCUACUAGCACGCAUCUACUAGACGUUCCACUUGCUUAGAAGCGGUUUAGUCCGCUCGUUGUCGAGUACACGGCGCUGCAGAUCCGCCGUCUGCGCGCUGCCUUCGACCGCCUCGCGACUCCAUAUUGCCGCGUGGUCGGCCUCGCUUCCCAGCAACUCCGCCAGCUCUUCCACGACGCUCGGCAGAUCAGCCACGUGAAGCCCACGACACCAGACACCCCCAUCGCUCCGUCGUCUACGUCUACAUUGCGAUCCCGUCGGCGGAAGAACCUCCAGCCCGCACUGCUAUCACCUCCCCCCAAGACACUCCAUCAACAUCCAUCAGACAUGCUCUUGGCCGAGAAAAUCCAGUUGUGGUGGCGCGUCGCGUAUUCGGUCGCCGCCGUGUGCGCGGGACGACGACCACGUCCACUGCCACCCCAUCAAAGUAAAUGAAAAGUCUCGUGUACCAAGGAUCGCUGUAUCAAAGGUCUAAUCGGAUGAUGGCGC